Messenger RNA from Elgaria multicarinata webbii, 6744 nucleotides. It is a transcript of the gene CLTC, whose product is annotated as clathrin heavy chain. Gene Ontology annotation, molecular function: structural molecule activity; clathrin light chain binding. Bases 242 to 5269 code for a protein of 1675 amino acids. NCBI's taxonomy places the organism in Eukaryota, Metazoa, Chordata, Lepidosauria, Squamata, Anguidae. The transcript has 32 exons. The record is from RefSeq and is a predicted model, not a curated record. Gene Ontology annotation, biological process: clathrin coat assembly; receptor-mediated endocytosis; mitotic cell cycle. Gene Ontology annotation, cellular component: spindle; clathrin coat of coated pit; extracellular exosome.
GAGAAAGCGGAGUGUUCUUCCGCCGAGCCAGCGAGGGCUGUUUCCGGAUCGCUCGCGGCGGCCUCCCACCGUCUCUGCCUUCCCCGCCAUUAAGAGCCGCCCUUCCCCCGCCUUCGCUGCCCUCCGCACCGGUUGCCCGGCGCCGCCGCCUCUUUCUUUUUCUUCACCGUCGAGGAGAGACCAGCUCCCCCGCCCCGCCGUCGGGCUGGAGCCCUCAAACCCCAACAACGCUUCCGCCGCCAUGGCUCAAAUCCUGCCCAUCCGCUUCCAGGAGCAUCUCCAGCUCCAGAACCUGGGCAUUAACCCGGCCAACAUUGGCUUCAGCACUCUGACCAUGGAGUCUGACAAAUUCAUCUGCAUCCGAGAGAAAGUUGGAGAACAGGCCCAGGUGGUCAUUAUCGACAUGAAUGAUCCUAGCAACCCCAUUCGCCGUCCAAUUUCAGCCGACAGCGCUAUCAUGAACCCUGCUAGCAAAGUCAUUGCCCUAAAAGCCGGGAAGACCCUUCAGAUCUUUAAUAUCGAGAUGAAGAGCAAAAUGAAGGCUCACACCAUGACAGACGAUGUCACCUUUUGGAAAUGGAUCUCUCUGAACACGGUGGCGCUCGUCACAGACAACGCCGUGUACCACUGGAGCAUGGAAGGGGAGUCUCAACCCAUCAAGAUGUUUGAUCGUCAUUCUAGUCUUGCAGGCUGUCAGAUCAUCAACUACCGUACAGAUGCCAAGCAGAAGUGGCUGCUUUUGACUGGCAUAUCCGCGCAGCAAAACCGCGUAGUGGGAGCCAUGCAGCUUUAUUCGGUAGAUAGGAAAGUCUCCCAACCCAUCGAGGGUCACGCCGCUAGCUUUGCGCAGUUCAAGAUGGAAGGCAACGCGGAAGAAUCCACCCUCUUCUGUUUUGCAGUGAGAGGACAAGCUGGAGGCAAGUUGCAUAUCAUUGAAGUUGGCACACCACCCACAGGAAACCAGCCGUUCCCCAAGAAAGCCGUAGACGUCUUCUUCCCACCUGAAGCCCAGAACGAUUUCCCGGUAGCUAUGCAGAUCAGUGAAAAGCACGAUGUGGUCUUCUUGAUCACGAAAUACGGUUACAUCCACCUGUACGACCUCGAAACGGGCACUUGCAUCUACAUGAACAGAAUCAGCGGGGAGACCAUCUUUGUCACCGCGCCCCACGAAGCCACGGCAGGAAUCAUCGGAGUGAACAGAAAAGGACAAGUGCUGUCCGUGUGCGUCGAGGAAGAGAACAUCAUCCCUUACAUCACCAACGUGCUGCAGAACCCCGACUUGGCCCUGCGCAUGGCCGUCCGUAACAACCUGGCCGGUGCCGAAGAGCUCUUCGCCCGGAAAUUCAACGCGCUCUUCGCCCAAGGCAGCUACUCGGAUGCGGCGAAAGUGGCGGCGAAUGCCCCAAAGGGAAUAUUGCGUACCCCAGACACCAUCCGUCGGUUCCAGAGUGUCCCAGCGCAGCCGGGUCAGACCUCUCCCUUGCUCCAGUAUUUUGGCAUCCUGCUGGAUCAAGGUCAGCUAAACAAGUACGAGUCCUUAGAACUCUGCCGGCCGGUGCUCCAGCAAGGACGCAAGCAGCUCCUGGAGAAAUGGCUAAAGGAGGACAAGCUGGAAUGCUCUGAAGAGUUGGGAGACCUAGUGAAAUCCGUGGACCCAACGCUGGCUCUGAGCGUCUACCUGAGGGCGAACGUUCCCAACAAAGUCAUCCAGUGCUUCGCUGAAACGGGACAAGUGCAGAAGAUCGUGCUGUAUGCAAAGAAGGUUGGCUACACUCCGGACUGGAUCUUUCUCCUGAGGAAUGUAAUGCGCAUCAGCCCAGACCAAGGACAGCAAUUUGCUCAAAUGUUGGUUCAAGAUGAGGAACCUCUUGCAGAUAUCACCCAAAUAGUGGAUGUGUUCAUGGAAUACAACCUGAUUCAGCAGUGCACAGCCUUUCUGUUGGAUGCUCUGAAAAACAACCGCCCCUCUGAAGGUCCUCUGCAAACCCGCUUGCUUGAAAUGAACCUCAUGCAUGCUCCUCAGGUUGCGGAUGCUAUCUUGGGAAACCAAAUGUUCACUCACUAUGACCGGGCCCACAUCGCUCAGCUGUGCGAGAAAGCCGGUCUCCUCCAAAGAGCCCUGGAACACUUCACUGACUUGUACGACAUCAAGCGGGCCGUCGUUCACACCCACCUCCUCAACCCCGAGUGGCUGGUGAACUAUUUCGGCUCCCUCUCCGUGGAGGACUCCCUGGAAUGCCUGCGUGCGAUGCUGUCCGCGAACAUCCGCCAGAACUUGCAGAUCUGCGUCCAAGUUGCUUCCAAGUACCACGAGCAGCUUUCGACACAGUCUCUGAUUGAGCUCUUCGAAUCUUUCAAGAGUUUUGAAGGUCUCUUCUAUUUCCUGGGCUCCAUCGUCAACUUCAGCCAGGAUGCAGACGUGCACUUCAAAUACAUCCAAGCCGCUUGCAAGACAGGCCAGAUCAAAGAGGUGGAGAGAAUCUGCAGAGAAAGCAACUGCUAUGACCCAGAGCGGGUGAAGAACUUCCUCAAGGAAGCGAAACUGACGGAUCAGCUCCCGCUAAUUAUUGUCUGUGACCGCUUUGACUUUGUCCAUGACCUGGUGCUCUACCUGUACAGGAACAACCUCCAGAAAUACAUCGAGAUCUACGUGCAAAAGGUGAACCCGAGCCGUCUCCCUGUGGUCAUCGGGGGCUUGCUCGACGUGGACUGCUCCGAAGACGUCAUCAAGAACCUGAUCCUGGUGGUGAGAGGGCAGUUCUCCACCGAUGAACUGGUCGCCGAAGUAGAAAAAAGAAACCGGUUGAAACUCCUCCUGCCGUGGCUGGAAGCCCGAAUCCACGAGGGUUGUGAAGAGCCGGCGACGCACAACGCCCUGGCUAAAAUCUACAUCGACAGCAACAAUAACCCCGAAAGGUUUCUGCGGGAGAACCCCUACUACGACAGCCGGGUGGUGGGGAAGUACUGCGAGAAGAGAGACCCGCACCUGGCCUGCGUGGCGUACGAACGGGGCCAGUGUGACCAGGAACUGAUCAAUGUAUGCAAUGAGAACUCCCUCUUCAAGAGCCUCUCGCGUUACCUGGUGCGCCGCAAGGACCCCGAGCUGUGGGCCAGCGUGCUGCUGGAGAGCAACCCUUACCGAAGGCCCCUGAUUGACCAGGUUGUGCAGACGGCGCUCUCGGAGACUCAGGACCCCGAAGAAGUGUCUGUUACAGUCAAGGCGUUCAUGACUGCCGACCUUCCCAAUGAACUCAUUGAGCUGCUGGAGAAGAUCGUUCUCGAUAAUUCUGUGUUCAGUGAACACAGGAAUCUUCAGAAUCUCCUCAUCCUGACGGCCAUCAAGGCCGACCGCACCCGCGUCAUGGAAUACAUCAAUCGCCUGGACAACUACGACGCCCCGGAUAUCGCCAACAUCGCUAUCAGCAAUGAACUUUUUGAAGAGGCGUUCGCCAUCUUCCGGAAGUUCGAUGUCAACACAUCUGCAGUACAGGUUUUGAUCGAGCACAUUGGGAACUUGGACCGCGCCUAUGAGUUUGCCGAGCGCUGCAACGAGCCCGCCGUGUGGAGCCAGCUUGCGAAAGCUCAGCUUCAGAAAGGGAUGGUGAAAGAAGCGAUCGACUCCUACAUCAAAGCGGACGAUCCUUCGUCGUACAUGGAAGUUGUGCAGGCUGCCAAUGCCAGCGGAAACUGGGAAGAGCUGGUGAAAUACUUGCAGAUGGCCCGCAGGAAAGCCAGGGAAUCCUACGUGGAGACGGAACUCAUUUUUGCACUCGCGAAAACAAACCGUUUGGCGGAGCUGGAAGAAUUCAUCAAUGGACCCAACAACGCCCAUAUCCAGCAAGUCGGCGAUCGUUGCUACGACGAGAAGAUGUACGAUGCGGCCAAGCUCCUCUACAACAACGUGUCCAACUUUGGCCGUUUGGCUUCCACCUUAGUUCACCUCGGCGAGUACCAGGCGGCCGUGGACGGGGCGCGGAAAGCCAACAGCACUCGAACUUGGAAGGAGGUUUGCUUCGCGUGCGUCGACGGCAAAGAAUUCCGCUUGGCCCAGAUGUGCGGCCUUCACAUCGUUGUACACGCGGACGAACUGGAGGAGCUCAUCAACUAUUACCAGGACCGCGGCUACUUCGAAGAGUUGAUAACCAUGUUGGAAGCCGCGCUGGGGCUGGAGCGUGCCCAUAUGGGGAUGUUCACGGAGCUGGCCAUCCUCUACUCAAAAUUCAAGCCGCAGAAGAUGAGGGAGCACUUGGAGCUGUUCUGGUCACGAGUCAACAUUCCCAAGGUGUUAAGGGCAGCUGAACAAGCACAUCUUUGGGGAGAGCUGGUCUUCCUGUACGACAAAUACGAAGAAUACGACAACGCGAUCAUUACCAUGAUGAACCACCCCACAGACGCCUGGAAGGAAGGGCAGUUCAAAGACAUCAUCACAAAGGUGGCCAACGUGGAGCUAUAUUACAAAGCAAUCCAGUUUUACUUGGAGUUUAAGCCUCUCCUACUCAACGACUUGCUCAUGGUGCUGUCUCCCCGGCUCGACCACACCCGCGCCGUCAAUUUCUUCAGCAAGGUGAAACAGCUUCCGCUGGUGAAACCCUACUUGCGCUCUGUUCAAAACCACAACAACAAGUCGGUGAACGAAUCGCUGAACAACCUCUUCAUUACAGAAGAAGACUACCAGGCUCUUAGGACAUCGAUAGACGCCUACGACAACUUCGACAACAUCUCCCUCGCCCAGCGCCUGGAGAAACAUGAGCUGAUCGAGUUCCGGAGAAUCGCCGCCUACCUUUUCAAAGGCAACAACCGCUGGAAGCAGAGCGUGGAGCUCUGCAAGAAAGACCGGCUGUACAAGGACGCGAUGCAGUACGCUUCGGAGUCGAAAGACACGGAGCUGGCGGAGGAGCUGCUGCAGUGGUUCCUGCUGGAGGGCAAGCGGGAGUGUUUCGGGGCCUGCCUCUUCACGUGCUACGACCUUCUCCGGCCGGACGUGGUCUUGGAAACCGCCUGGAGGCACAACAUCAUGGACUUUGCCAUGCCCUACUUCAUCCAGGUCAUGAAGGAAUACUUGAGCAAGGUGGACAAGCUGGAUGCCUCCGAGUCGCUGAGGAAAGAGGAAGAGCAAGCGACGGAGACGCAGCCCAUUGUUUAUGGUCAGCCCCAGCUCAUGUUGACGGCGGGUCCCAGCGUCGCAGUUCCCCCGCAAGCACCUUUUGGCUACGGCUACACUGCACCUCCCUACGGGCAACCUCAGCCUAGCUUUGGGUACACCAUGUAAGGAAGCAAGUCUGGAGCUAGCGUCGUUUUUGUUGAAACUCCACUGUCCCUCCCACUUCAACUCAACAGGGAAAAGCCUCCGUGUCCUUGUAACCUUUACUUUAUGAAGGACUGUGUUUUGUUCGUCCCCCGUCCCCCCCCCCCGGUGCAAGCUCUCUGCACCCCACUUCUACAUAAUCCUUUUUUCCACAUUCCAUAUCACUUAGAACUCUUCCCCCCCCCACUCAAAUGGGAAUAGUUUUAAAUGUUCAAGUGGGCUUUCUCCCCCCCUCCUUUUUUUUCCAGCAAGACUGCAUCUUGACAUUAAACCCAGUCUUUUUGUGACUAUUCCAAUUUGCACUCUGUAACGUUUAAACUCUUUAUCGAAUCUCUUUUUAAGUUCAGUGUAUGUGAGCAGCUUUACCGUCUUAUCUAAAACGCAUUUAAAAGUCUCCUUGUAUAUUCUGAAGGGGGUGGAAAAGCUAAAAACGGAAAGAGAAAGUAUUUGUACCUGGAGUUGAAACACUAAUCGGCAUAUCCUUCCCCAGUCGGAUUGCUUAGCUCUUUUAAAAAAAGAAAGAGAGAGAGAUCUUAAAGAUGCGUACAGACAACCUUUCCUGGAUUUUGAAAACGACAAACCUAGUAGAGUUUUCCCUCUUAACCUAUGCAGGUUUCCAGUUAGUUGUAGAGAAAACGCUAGCGUUUGCUCACCUCAUAUGUAAACAGGAUGACCCUUUCGUUGUGCAACUGUGCCCUGUGUUUUCUUGUGGGGACCAUUUUUAUUUUCCAUUGAGGAAGAAGGGGGAGCAAGCUCAAUCCAAUCUUGCGUGUAUUUGACUAACCCUGCCCUGAGGUUUGUGUAUGUUGGAUAUUGUGGUGUUCAAGAUCACAUUUUUUUCCCCUGAGUGUACAGAAGAGAGAGAAUUUGAACAGGAGGCGUGCAGGGUGGGGAGAACCCAAUUGCUGUUCAAUUUUGUUUGUGCAAUUUAAAAUGACUCGAAUUGGAAAAAAAAUAAAUUACUGGACUGUGGACAUACUCUAUAGUAGUUUUUCAGUAUGUAUCUCUCUUGGAACUCCAUUACCAUGUAUGUGCUUGGCCUCAAAACAAGAGCGAAAAGGUUGGACAGUGUUUUUCAGGUUAAAAGAGAGGGACCAGCAACUUAGCAAAAUACCAAAUUGUUACUGUGGAAAGUACAUUGGCAGGUGACUUGCACUGAAGAGAUUACUUGAGAUGUGUGUGAUAAAUACUUGGAACUAUAUACUGGAUAGGAGCGAGAGGUGAUGGCACUUUUCAGCAGUUGGCUACAGCAGGGCCAAUGACAGCAUCUUCUACCCAGGUGAAAAAGAAGAAGACAAAAAAAUAAAAAUAAAACCUCUUUAGGGUUGUAGUUUUGAGUGUUUUCCAGUUUUAAAAUCUGACAAAAAAGAUCAUGUUAUAGGUAUGUUAAGUUGCCUUAAUAUAUUUAGCUUCAAAAUAAAAUUGACUUAAAUGUUCAA